This is a messenger RNA of Aedes aegypti (yellow fever mosquito), 735 nucleotides long. Its product is annotated as protein preli-like. The coding region runs from base 379 to 720 and encodes 113 amino acids. Gene Ontology annotation, molecular function: phosphatidic acid transfer activity. The transcript has 3 exons. Lineage: Eukaryota; Metazoa; Arthropoda; Insecta; Diptera; Culicidae. Gene Ontology annotation, biological process: phospholipid transport. The record is from RefSeq and is a predicted model, not a curated record. Gene Ontology annotation, cellular component: mitochondrial intermembrane space.
AGCUGUUCCCUCAUGUUUUUGUUUUGGUUCCGCCAUCAUCGGUUUUUCGAUUUGCUGCGCUCUGCUUUUGUCUCGUCGUAAUCAGCUGAAGAAAAAAGUGUUAUCAAAGUCGUGGAAAACCUAUGAUUGAACUGAAUUGCGUCUUACAAACAUUAAACUCGAGUUUAGUUCAUAUCGUGGUUGGGGCUUUGCUGUUAUCUUAUCGAAAAACAAUCAGUCGAUAGGAAAACGUCAAAAAGAAAAGUGAAAUCCAAAUUCUGAGUGCGCGCACGAGAUCAGUGCCCAGACAACGAAAAAGGACGACGGUCGUCCGGAACUGCAAAAUUUCAGCGUUCCAUUCCGGUCAUUCGGACAUCCUACCGCGCCGCAAGCAUAACCAUGGCCAAGUACUACGAAAACACCACGACGUUCAACUAUUCCUGGGAGCAGGUGACGCAGUGCUUCUGGAACCGGUACCCAAAUCCGUUCAGCCUGCACGUACUCUCGGAGGACACCGUCUGCCGGGAGAUUAAGAACGGGAAGCUCCACAGCAAGCGGCUGCUGACCAAGACGAACCGAGUGCCGAAAUGGGGCGAGCGGUUCUUCAAGGCCAAGUCCGUCAACAUCCUUGAGGAGUCGGUGGUGGAUCCGAAGGAGCGCGUGCUAGUCACCUACACGAGGAACAUCGGCUUCAACAAGAUCAUGGUGAGUGUGUUGCACCAAGUGAAGCGAAUGGGGUGAUGAAUAUGGGUAUAU